AUGAGUAAAGUGAAACAGACAUAUGCGCCACUUCCAACCGUUACACGUGGUCGUCCAAUUCAUAUUGGCUACAUGUCCAAUGCAAAGAUUGGGACCAACAUUGUUUACCCCAACAGAAAGACCAUAGUCAUUAGAGACUUGAACAACGCUCUUAACACUGACCUUUACUUCGAACACCCAAUAGAAACAACAUGCGCUAAGUACUCUCCAAGUGGUUACUACAUUUGUUCUGGUGAUAUGCAAGGUAAUGUGAGAAUAUGGGACACUACACAGAAGGAACAUCCUCUUAAAUUAACUAUUAGAGCACUUUCUGGACCAAUUUAUGACAUUGCUUGGACUGGUGAUAGUCAGAGAAUAUGUGUAGUUGGUGAAGGAAAAGAAAAGCUCGGGUAUGUCUUUAUGUGGGAUGCCGGAUCAUCUGUUGGUGAGAUCUCGGGACAAACCAAAACACUGUUGUCGUGUGACUUCAAGUUGUCGAGACCAUUCAGAUUAAUCACCUCUGGCGAAGACGAGUUCCCAUGUUGGUUCGAGGGACCACCCUUCAAAUUCAAAAAAUCAAUGAGAGACAUCCACACCAGAUUCAUUAACUGCGCUCGCUUCUCCCCAGAUGGAGCCUUCUGUGUCUGUGUUUCUUCUGAUAAAAUUGUUUCUGUUUUUGAUGGAAAGACUGGUGACUUCAUCUACAAAAAGACUGAGCACAAGGCUGGUGUCUAUAACAUCUCAUGGUCAGAAGAUUCUAAGACUUUCAUUACUUCUUCUGCUGAUAAGAGCUGCAUUUUGUGGAAUGCUGCUGACGGAGCUGUCUUGAAACGAUUUGCACUUGGAACAGCUGUUGAAGACCAACAACUUGGUGUCGUCUUCACAAAGUUUGGUCCAAUUAGCACUUCACUGAGUGGGGCUAUGAAUCUUCUUGACGUUGAAGGAGGACAAAUUAAGGAAGUUAUUGAAGGACAUGCCAAUCCAGUCACCUCGCUUGCUGAUGCUGGUGAGUACUUAUACUCUGCUUCGUCCGAUGGACACGUUGUGAGAUGGGAAAAGGCAAAUGGAAAGGCUGUUGCAUUUAAGGGAAAGGGGCAUCCAUCUAGGGUUAGUGAUGUAGUGAUUUGUGGAGAUAAAAUCGCGACUCUUGGUGCUGAUGAUACUGUCAGAUUCACUGACAAAAAUACUUUACAAUAUGGCGACAGUAUUGCCACUGAAGCUCCAUGCAAUGAAGGUGUCUUCUUAAACAAUUUGUUAUAUGUUGCUACUAACAAGGGUAUUAAGGUGAUGAAUUUCACAAGUGUUGUUCAGACAAUUGUUAUUCCAGACGGUGCCCAAUCCAUUUGCUUGAACCAUAAUAACACACUUUUGGCUGCGGGUUGCAAGAAAGGGAAUAUCAAAUUCUUCACUAUUGGAGCUAAUGGCCAAUUGACUGAGAAGAGCGAAUUGACUGAAGAAGUUAAUGGCGUUGUCCAAUGCGUCAAAUUCUCAAGUGACGGAAAGUACUUUGUCCACACCGAUGAUAGCAGAACUGUCAUGUUGAGAAACGCCGAAACAUAUGAGGUGUUGUACCACAGAUGGGUCCCACACAACUCUAAGGUCCUCGAAAUUGCAUUCAAUAAGGAGAAUACUUUCAUCGCAACUGCUUCUAUGGACGGAUACAGUUUCGUCCUUGAAAUCGAAACUAAGAAUAUCGUACCACUCGGAAGAGUACAUCCAUUCGGUUGCAACGCAGUAAUGAUUGAGGAGAGUGGCAGAAUAUUCACAGCUGGAAACGACUGUGCCAUUAAGGUCUCUGAACUCUAA
Molecule: messenger RNA, 1785 nt
Organism: Entamoeba invadens IP1
Lineage: Eukaryota; Evosea; Mastigamoebida; Endamoebidae
Product: WD repeat-containing protein, putative
Exons: 1
Coding region: 1-1785 (594 amino acids)
Biological process (GO): actin filament depolymerization; positive regulation of actin filament depolymerization
Cellular component (GO): cortical actin cytoskeleton
Molecular function (GO): actin filament binding
Source: RefSeq, a predicted model, not a curated record